AUGUUCGUCUCCCGCAUCCAGUUACUUCGAGAACCAUCACUAACCGUUAGCCAGGUCAAAAAAAUAAUCAGUCAAAAGGACAACCGGCUGAAGCAGAAUCAGGCUAAGGCGGAAGAAAAGAAAGCAAAGGCCGACAAUGUUGUCCGGGAAAUACCUCAAGCUCCGUCUGCACUAUUCUUCCAGUUCAAUACCUCGCUCGCACCACCUUACUCAAUCUUAGUCGACACAAACUUUCUAUCCCACACAGUCCAGCAUAAACUCGAUGUUAUACCAAGUAUGAUGGACUGCCUGUUCGCGAAAUGUAUCCCAAUUAUUACAGACUGCGUAUUAGCCGAGUUGGAGAAGUUAGGACCAAAAUACCGGCUUGCUUUGCGGAUAGCAAAGGACCCUCGAUUCGAAAGACUCAAAUGUGACCAUACAGGCACGUACGCUGAUGACUGCAUUGUGGACCGAGUUAUAAAACACCGAAUAUAUAUUGUCGCAACCAACGAUCGUGAUCUAAAGAGACGGAUAAGAAAAAUUCCUGGUGUACCAGUUAUGAGUGUUGCCCGUGCUAAAUACGUCAUCGAACGACUUCCUGACGCCCCUGAAAAGUGA
Molecule: messenger RNA, 597 nt
Organism: Trichophyton rubrum CBS 118892
Lineage: Eukaryota; Fungi; Ascomycota; Eurotiomycetes; Onygenales; Arthrodermataceae
Exons: 4
Coding region: 1-597 (198 amino acids)
Cellular component (GO): nucleolus; small-subunit processome
Source: RefSeq, a predicted model, not a curated record